AACAAAUGAGAACAAUAAUGGCUAAAAACCAACAUGAGUCCUUCUCUUUUUCAAGAAGGUACUUCAAUUUCAAGAAAAAAGUUGAAGAUGAAGAGUAUGAUGAUGAAGUUUACUUAAAUGAUUUCCACUCUUCCUCGCUUAGAGGCGAGGAAGAGUAUUUUGGGAUGCAUUCUACAGCGAAUGCAUCCACAGUAAGCAAGAAACUGUCGCGUUCGACAGUUUCUAAGCUUCGUUCGGCUCUUACUUUUGGUAAGAGCCGAACACAAAUAGGGCUUGGGAGUAAAGUUGUUGGUACUUUAUUUGGUUAUAGAAGAGGACAUGUUCAUUUUGCAUUUCAAGAAGAUCCUAAAUUGGGCCCAGCAUUCUUUGUAGAAAUGGCCACUCCUACAAGUCAUUUAGUUAGAGAAAUGGCAUCAGGAUUGGUUAGAAUUGCAUUAGAAUCAGAUAAGAGGACAGGGAAAAAAGGGGUAAAAUUGCUAGAAGAGCCAAUUUGGAGGACAUAUUGUAAUGGUAGAAAAUGUGGCUAUGCAAUGAAAAGAGAAUGUGGGCCUGAUGAAUGGAAGAUUUUGAACUCUAUUGGGCCUGUUUCAAUGGGUGCUGGAGUUUUACCAAGUGAUGGUGAUGGAAUUGGGUUAGAAGGUGAAUUAAUGUAUAUGAGGGCUAAAUUUGAAAGAGUUGUUGGGUCAAAAGAUUCUGAGGCCUUUUACAUGAUGAAUCCUGAUGGUCAUGGUGGUCCUGAACUUAGCCUUUACUUGCUUAGGGUUUAAACCGUGGCGUUCUAGUCAACUUGUGUUGUCUCGACUAUUUCACUGAGUACCUUGUUAUGUUCGGGUUGAAUUAUAUAUGUAUUAGUAUAUGAUCAUAAGUUCUUAUGAAGACAUAAGAAGUUAGUUUUUUAUGAU
Messenger RNA from Solanum verrucosum, 902 nucleotides. Its product is annotated as protein MIZU-KUSSEI 1. The record is from RefSeq and is a predicted model, not a curated record. The transcript has a single exon. Gene Ontology annotation, biological process: hydrotropism. Bases 6 to 767 code for a protein of 253 amino acids. NCBI's taxonomy places the organism in Eukaryota, Viridiplantae, Streptophyta, Magnoliopsida, Solanales, Solanaceae.